Molecule: messenger RNA, 2259 nt
Organism: Owenia fusiformis
Lineage: Eukaryota; Metazoa; Annelida; Polychaeta; Sabellida; Oweniidae
Source: the annotation of a GenBank genome assembly
AGCAAAACACCCUCAUUGGAAGGAAGAAGUCCCGAUAAAGUGGUUGCUUCUGGAAAAGAGGCUCCGUGACACCACCGAUCUUUCUUUCCUUACUUUUGAAAAAGUUGUUGAGCAUGCCAUACCAUUUAAGAUGAAUGAGAAAGAUGUCAGAGUCUUUUUGAUAUUUUAUCAUUCAAUUGGAAAAAUGAUCUACUUCGAUGAUGAGAGUAUCAAUAAUAUAGUGAUCUUGGAUCCUCAAUGGCUAAUAAACGUAUUCAAGAGCAUUAUAACAGUACCAAGAUUCGAUAGAAAGAAUAAUGAAGAAAUCAAUCUCGACUUCUUGACUGAAUUAGAAGAAAGGGGAAUACUUAAAGAAAAGUACAUCGAGCCUAUAUGGAAAAAGCGAUUCCCAAGUAUAGGUUUGGAACGUGAUACCUUUAUACAAAUUAUGCAAAAGUUUGACUUGAUAUGUCCAUUGAAAGUAAGCUCUGUAAACGAUGAGCAAAGUCGUGAGUUUUUUGUGCCGUGUAUGCUUCCAAAAUUUGAUAAGAAAAAUGUGAGCAAAGAACCAGUAGUUUGUAAGCCAAUUUACUAUACAUUUCGUUUUCUCCCAAACGGACUCUUUCAUAGACUUAUCGCAAAGCUUUGUUUCGAGAAAAUCAGAGAAUGGCCAUUAUGCGACCCCACAUUUCGUUUUCUCCCAAACGGACUCUUUCAUAGACUUAUCCCAGAGCUUUGUUUCGAGAAAAUCAGAGAAUGGCCAUUAUGCGAGCCCAAUUUGUUCUUUGAUUAUGCCCGUUUUAAAGCUGGCAAAUUCCAUUUCUUCACAGUAUGGAAAAAAGACAAUUAUAUCAAAUUAAAUAUUCACAUGUUUGAUAAGAAAAUAAAGGAUAUGAGCGCGUACCCCGUAUGUAUCGACAUUCGAGAGAAAAUAGAGGCAACAUUGGACUCUAUCAUACAUAUGUAUUGCCCAAGUGUAGUGUACGAGGUAGCCGUGAAAUGUGAGUUUGAAGAGAAUUGUUUAAUGGCUGUCUCUGAGAAGGACGUUGUAGAAAAUAAUGGGAAAUUGUGUGACAAGCAUGGCAACUUCAAUGACCUCGAGCCAUAUAGGCCAUGGUUCUCAAAUAGACCUCCACAUAGUUUCCGACUGUUAGCAGGGAUAGUAGUGGUCAUAUCAAUAUUUCUAGCAGUGUGGACGCAAGGCAGGGUAGGACUGUUAGCAGGGAUAGUAGUGAUCAUAUCAAUAUUUCUAGCAGUGUGGACGCAAGGCAGGGUAGGACUUACGGGCAUUGUCUCACCAAGCAAAUUUGGCGAGGGAACCUCGCACAUGAAGAGUCGGAUGUAUGGAAUUGUAAACAGUGUAGAUGUGAAACAAAACAUUCAACAGUACCUCACACACGAUACUCUAGAUGAUGUAUUGCUGAAUAUAAUUGGGGAAAAGAUUGGGGAAGAUUUUCAAACCCUUGCAAUUAAUCUUGGGCUAAGGGACGAAAUCGAUAACAUAAAAGCAAGUGAUCCACAUGUGGCUAGAAAUUGGGGAUUCCAGUUGCUAAAGUUAUGGCAGCAGAGAACGGAGGUUCUUCACCAAAAGGAGGCUCUUGCAAAGACACUUAGAGAUAUCAAAAGAGUUGAUCUCGCGAGAGAAGUCGAGGCCUACACACCUCCUUAAACGAUGAAAACGCUCCCUCGUUUACUAGGAAGAGGAAAUGUGAUUUGUCCCCUUAAAUUCGUACCAUGUAGAACAUAUAUUUCAAGACCAUCGACAACAGGCUUGAAGAUGAAGAGUGAAGAGUGCGUGUGUGUUUCGUUCACGCACCACGGACACAUGACUGUGAAACAAAUUGAGAAAAUAUGAUAUUUUGGAUGUAAUGUCUUUCAACGGGAUAUUGAGAGUUGGGUGGAGCAGAUAUAAAUGGUGAAAUGUAUCAUUACCCUGUACUUCGAUAUGCGAAUGACAUCGCAUACACGCACGCUUACACGCAUAUUUACACGCACACAUACAACCAACAUUCACAUCAACAAUAGCUUAACUGUUAUUUCUAGGUCACAUUUCCCCCAAUUCAUCAGCCGGCACCCUGCCGAUUUAGUAUUUUGUUCAAAAUUGAAGGUCAGAUCUUAAAUUUGAGGUCAGAUGUGUUCUCCUGAGAACUUGUACAUGAUUUUAAAAAAAGGUUUGGUCAAUUUGAAGCAAGCUGAAAUCAGCUUUGAACAAAAUACUGCAAUCGGCCUGGCGCCGGCCGAUGAAUCGGAGCAAAGAUGACCUAUGCAUCAUACAAGCUA